This is a messenger RNA of Sphenostylis stenocarpa, 357 nucleotides long. Lineage: Eukaryota; Viridiplantae; Streptophyta; Magnoliopsida; Fabales; Fabaceae. The record is from the annotation of a GenBank genome assembly.
ACUAUGGGCCCAAUGGAUCCUUGUCCAUCUUUGAAUGGAGGAUUUUUGACUUUAUUUGCAGAGCCGAGCAAGAAUUUGGGUCUACAAUUGCCCCCCUUCACCCGACCAAUUGACUAUGGGCUAAUGUGCCGUAAAAUUGAUUGGCGGGUGAAGGAGUUAACCUUCUUGCACGGUUGUCCUUCGGAUGCUCCUCUUGUCGUGGUAGCUGACCCUCUGGAUGAUGAAUGCAAUAUGAUGCUGUCUUCAAGAUGUUUCCUUGCUACAGAGGCUGACCCUUCAGACGACAUGUGUGAAGCUUCAGGAUGCUCCUUUGGUGAGGUAGUCGAUCCUUCGAUUUGCAGGAUGCUACUUCGGUGA